AGAAACCAGAAAAAAAUGGCACUGAGAAUGUGGGCUUCCUCUACAGCAAACGCUCUCAAGCUUUCAUCUUCUGCCUCCAAAUCUCAUCUCCUUCCACCUUUCUCCAUCUCCAGAUGCUUCUCCUCAGUGUUGGAAGGUUUUAAGUAUGCAAAUUCACAUGAGUGGGUGAAACAUGAAGGCUCAGUGGCUACUAUUGGCAUCAGUGACCAUGCCCAGGAUCAUUUAGGAGAAGUUGUGUUUGUGGAGCUGCCUGAAGAAAAAAGUUCAGUGACCAAAGCAAAUAACUUUGGAGCUGUGGAGAGUGUCAAGGCCACAAGUGAGAUAAUAUCUCCAAUCUCCGGUGAAGUCAUUGAGGUCAACACAAAGCUCGCCGAUUCACCUGGCCUGAUCAACUCAAGCCCUUAUGAAGAUGGUUGGAUGAUAAAGGUGAAACCAAGCAACCCCGCAGAGUUGGAAUCCUUGAUGGGUCCAAAGGAAUACACCAAGUUCUGCGAAGAGGAAGACGCUGCUCACUAGCGGAUUCUUCACCUACAGUUUCGAUCUUUUCACUUGUCAAUGUUUCCUAUCUCUGUAUCAGAUUUGUAUCUCUGUAAUACUAAUUUGGUUAAAGAUCAUUCAGUGACUCACAAUAAAGCUUUUAACUUUUAAAUAACACAAAGAAAACUUUAAUUGAUUUUCAAUCAUAUUGUUGAGAAGAGAAAAAACAUUAACAUAUCACAAGGGUCUAACUUUCAAACAAAACCCAAGUCGGUAUGCAUGAAAGGAAAAGACUUUGAUCUGUACAAUUACUCCUAUCAGACAGCUACAGCCGGUGAAGGAGAAGGUGAAGGUGACUCGUCGUAGGAGAUGGAAAUCAACUCUGACCUGAGCUUUUCCGCAUCUUCAGAGUUUCUUUUAGUGACGACUCCGUUUGUUAUAGUGCUGACGACAGGUCUCACAUCUGAGGACGUUAGAGACUCUUCAACCUCCUCCGGUGAAGUGUAGGAGAUGGCGAUGAGAGACUCGCGAGCUUGUUCUUGAGAGAUAUCGUGACUCGGUUGUUCCAUCAAACAAUCAAUGACUUUACGCGCACGCUUUCUGCAGAUUUGUAGCAGAGGAACAAAACCCAUCUUUACAUUGUUUUCGACAACCAAUGUAUAUAGAAAACACAAUUUACAUUACACGAUAGUUGAAAACCCAAAGCUAAGUAGAAAGUAUUGACCAAGCGAAAUGAAGAAAUUACAUAGAAUCUUAAGACAGAACAUAUGUUAAAAGGUUAGAGAUUUACAUUUCACAUAACGUAUCAAUCAAUAUCACUAACAAACAAAUCGUAUAAACUAAACCCAGAAACAAAACCCUUAAACUCCCUGACCGAGUUAAAAAUUAAACCUCCAAAAUAAAGUCAACGUGAUUUCUAUUUUUUUUUUCGCUUUUUUUUUUUGCAUGCGAUUUUCUCGGAUGGAAUCAGUAAAUCAAAACAUGUUAAAAACCAACGAAUUAUCUAAAUUAUAUCUUUAUCUCCGAACAAAUCUCUCCUUGUUCCUCUCGAAAUUUCCGAAGAAAAAAAAUUAAACCAAAAAAUUCGAUACAAUUGUAGGACAGAAGUAAGAGAGGAAGACAAACAGAAAAUGAGAUCGAUGAAUCCGAGGAAGGGCGAAGGGGACGGAGGAAGAGAGAAACGUACCUCUUUGAUUCGUACUACGGCAAUUCUUAACGUAGACAGAAUUAGAUAACUGGUUUUUGGUUUUUAUUGCCCAUUUUUAUAUUCCACGUUUUUUU
This is a messenger RNA of Eruca vesicaria subsp. sativa (arugula), 1758 nucleotides long. Lineage: Eukaryota; Viridiplantae; Streptophyta; Magnoliopsida; Brassicales; Brassicaceae. The record is from the annotation of a GenBank genome assembly.